GCUCUGGGGUGGGUCUGGCUCAGCUCCGGGAGAAAGCCCUGCCUGGAAAGGCUGCAGUUUAGGCUGUCACUCUUUCUUCAUUCUGCCCAGCCUCUGAUCACAUCUUCUGUCACUCAGGGGCAGAGAAGGCGGGGUCUUAAGCGUUAAUCCAAUCAGAGACUUUUGGCUGGGAACCGUCCAAUCAUGCACACAGCUGGAGCGGAGGGGGCUGCUUUCGGGAUAUGGCGGGGCCUUUGUCUUUCCCUGUAGCCUCAGCUCCUGGUCUCGUCUUCACUUUGUGUCCUGUUCUCCUAGUCGCCUACCUUGUGUGGCCCUGUGACCUGCAGGUAUUGGAGAUCCACAGCUAAGACGCCAGGAUCCCCUGGAAGCCUAGAAAUGGAACCAUUGACAUUUAGGGAUGUGGCCAUAGAAUUCUCUCUGGAGGAGUGGCAAUGCCUGAACCCUGCUCAGCAGGAUUUGUUUAGAAAUGUGAUGUUAGAGAACUACAGAAGCCUGGUCUUCCUGGGUAUUGCUGCCUCUAAGCCAGACCUGAUCACCUGUCUAGAGAAAGCAAAAGAGCCCUGGAAGAUGAAGCAACAUGAGAUGGUGGAUGAACCCCCAGGCAGACAAGCAACCUCAUCAAGCAGCUCCCUGACACCACAGCCAGGUAAAUCCACAAAGAUGGGAAAAAACGAGCACAAAAAAAAUGAAACCAUCAAAGACCAGAACACCUCUUCUCCUUCAAGGCAACACAACUUCUCAACACAGGAUCACAACGUGACCAAGGAGUGCAACGAAUUGACAGAUGCAGGCUUCAGAAGGUGGCUAAUAUCAAACAUUUUGGAGCUAAAGGAACAUGUUCUAACUCAAUGCAAAGUAACCAAAAACCUUGGAAAAAAGUUAGACAAAAUGCUAAUUGGAAUAACCAGAAUCGAGAAGAACGUAAACGACUUGAUGGAGUUGAAAAACACAGUCCAGAAGAUGGCGCUGUGAGAACAACCCAGGAUUGGAGCUCUCCUUGAAUCCGCGGAGAGGGACAUGGAUGAAGCUGGAGAACAUCAUCCUCAGCAAACUGACACAAGAACAGAAAAUGAAACACCGCAUAUUCUCACUCAUAGGCGGGUGAUGAAAAAUGAGAACACAUGGACACAGAAAGGGGAGUACUAAACACUGGGGUCUAUUGGGGG
Callithrix jacchus (white-tufted-ear marmoset) is the source of this 1166-nucleotide messenger RNA. NCBI's taxonomy places the organism in Eukaryota, Metazoa, Chordata, Mammalia, Primates, Cebidae. The record is from RefSeq and is a predicted model, not a curated record.